CAAAAUGCCAAAACAGGAUCCAUCAAAAGGUGGCAGAUCUACAUCUGCCCACACACCUCUUUCCAUAAGGAGAGAUAAAGAACGGGAGAGAUCAUCAUCAUCAGAAAGAGAUAGAAACAAUAAGAACAUAAUGGGUAUUUCUGAUUCUAAGAUUGGAACCAGAAUUAAUCCUCUCUUAGAAGAUCAAAGAUUGUUGUUAGACCAAUCCAAAGGCCGUGAUCCUCAUGAACAAGACGGUGCCGUCGCCGGCGCCGGCGAUGGAUCUUGUUGUUGUUCUAUUGAUUCCAUCUUCAAGUUGUUUGAAUUUGAGGAAAGCAAGAAUCAACUCAAAUUUGCUUUGCCUAUGAUCAUUACAAAUGUUUCUUAUUAUUUGAUUCCUCUUGUCUCUGUCAUGUUCGCCGGUCACCUCGGUCAGCUUGAACUCGCCGCUGCUAAUCUUGCAAACUCUUGGGCCACCGUCACCGGCUUCGCUUUCAUGGUUGGGUUAAGUGGGGCGCUUGAAACACUAUGUGGGCAAUGUUUUGGUGCCAAAUUGUACAAAAUGUUGGGAAUUUAUCUACAAUCUUCAUGUAUAAUAUCAAUCUUCUUUUCAUUCUUAGUUUCCAUCCUUUGGUUCUAUUCAGAACCAAUUUUGAUUCUUCUUCAUCAAGAUCCUCAAAUAGCUAAACAAGCUGCAAUCUUUAUCAAAUUCCUUUCUCCGGGUUUAUUCGCAUAUGGAUUCCUUCAAAAUCUUCUUAGGUUUCUUCAAACACAGAGCAUAGUUUUCCCUCUUGUUCUAUGUUCUCUUGUCCCAUUCAUUGCCCAUAUCGCAAUCGCAUAUACUUUGGUUCAUCUCACGCCUCUUGGAUUCAAAGGGGCGGCGGUGGCGGUUUCGAUUUCGCUUUGGGUGGCGGCUAUAAUGCUUGGGGUUUAUGUUUUGUCUUCUAAACAUUUUGAGAAAACAUGGAAUGGGAUUUCUGUUCAUGCUUGGAGACAUGUUGUACCUACUCUUAAGAUUUCACUUUCUUCUGCUGCUAUGGUUUGUUUGGAAGAUUGGGCUUUUGAGUUGCUUGUGAUUUUUGCUGGAUGGAUGCCAAAUUCCAAAAUGACUACUUCUUUGAUUGCAAUGUGUGUGAACACACAAGCCAUUGCCUUUAUGAUAACUUAUGGUCUGAGUGCGGUUGCAAGUACAAGGGUAUCGAAUGAACUCGGGGCUGGAAACAUUUCUCAAGCAAAACGGUCCAUGUCUUGCACCAUCAAACUCUCAGUCAUGCUUGGUUUAGUUGUAGCUACACUUUUAGCUUUCUUCGACGAUAUUUGGGCUGGCUUCUUCACAAAUAGUACCUUAGUUAUACACAACUUCACAAAGUUGACUCCACUUCUACUUGUAUCAUUGAUUCUCGAUUCCAUCCAAGGCGUUUUAUCAGGGGUUGCGAGAGGCUGCGGGUGGCAGCAUAUGGCUGUGUACAUUAACUUGGGCACAUUCUAUUUAGUUGGAAUGCCAAUCUCCGCGGUUCUUGGAUUCAAGCUAGAACUAUAUGCUAAGGGAUUGUGGAUGGGCUUAAUCUGUGGACUUUUAUGUGAGGCUGCGGCUCUAAUGUUGCUUACAUCCCGGGCAAAAUGGACAAGAGUGGAACUGACUGAGAAUGAGUAUAAACAAAACCCUAGUUUAGUUUGAUCAUUUUGAAGAACUCAGUCUUUUUCAAAAAUAUAAAACAUUCGCAAAUCUGAUUUGUAGUUGAGUUUGAUCGUUAAAAGAGUUGUAUUCAUAUA
Molecule: messenger RNA, 1752 nt
Organism: Impatiens glandulifera
Lineage: Eukaryota; Viridiplantae; Streptophyta; Magnoliopsida; Ericales; Balsaminaceae
Product: protein DETOXIFICATION 18-like
Exons: 7
Coding region: 5-1657 (550 amino acids)
Biological process (GO): xenobiotic detoxification by transmembrane export across the plasma membrane
Cellular component (GO): membrane
Molecular function (GO): xenobiotic transmembrane transporter activity; antiporter activity
Source: RefSeq, a predicted model, not a curated record